Messenger RNA from Westerdykella ornata, 1433 nucleotides. RefSeq names its product S-adenosyl-L-methionine-dependent methyltransferase. The record is from RefSeq and is a predicted model, not a curated record. Gene Ontology annotation, molecular function: methyltransferase activity. The transcript has 8 exons. The coding region runs from base 1 to 960 and encodes 319 amino acids. NCBI's taxonomy places the organism in Eukaryota, Fungi, Ascomycota, Dothideomycetes, Pleosporales, Sporormiaceae.
AUGCGACAUAGCGGCCAGUCGCUGGCAACCCAUGUGACUCGCUACAGGUACGAGAAUGGCCGGCGCUAUCACGCUUACCGCGAGGGGACGUAUUACGCUCCCAAUGACGAUAAAUAUGCUAGCUACGAGACCAUUGUACACCAUCUUUGGCUCCUCACGCUGCACGAUAAACUCUUCCUCGCCCCUAUCCAGGACCCGCAGAUGAUUCUCGAUGUCGGCACCGGCACUGGGCUCUGGGCCAUAGACAUGGCCGACUACUUCCCCUCGGCAGAAAUCAUAGGAACCGACCUCUCCCCCAUCCAGGCCACGACCGCUCCUCCCAACAUCCGCUUUGAAGUCGAUGAUGCCAGUGCCGAGUGGACCUACCCGGAGAACUCGUUUGACUUUGUCCAUGUGAGGGGCUUGACGGGCUGUAUCCGCGAUUGGCCCUAUCUCUAUCAGCAGGCAUACACGCACCUCAAGCCCGGCGGCUACUUUGAGCACCUCGAAUUCAGCAUCGAGACCAAUGCGGAUCCCAACUCGGACAACUACGCCGACAAAAUGUACACGUCCUUCGCCAACAGCAUCCUCAGCAUCGGCGAGGAAAAGACGGGCAUGAGCUUCCGCACCGUCGAGCGGAUGAAGGGCUACAUGGAGGGUGCGGGCUUCGUAGACAUUGUCGAGCAGAAAUUCAUCUGGCCCAUCGGGCCCUGGCCCUCAGACCCCCACCUCAAGGACAUGGGGCGCUGGGGUGAGCGCAACUGGGCCGACGGCCUCGAGAGCUGGGUCCUGGCUCUGUACACGCGUGUUCUGGGGUGGACGUACGCCGAGGUUCAGCGCUUCGUCGCCGAGUUCCGCGCCGUCAUCAAGGAUCGCCGGAACCACUUUUACCACGAGGUGCGCUGCGUCUACGGGAGGAAACCGCUUCCGGGCGAGGAGGUGCAGCAGAGCGGGAGCGCCGAGGGGCCGACGGAAAAUUGACAGAGAGUUGAGAGGGAAGAAGGUGGUGGGACGCAAAGCAAAGGAACGUUAAAAAGAAUGACAUGCUUCCAGAUACCCGGACAGCUUCUAUCUAACGACCAUUUCACGAUUUGGGGCUACCUGGGUGCCCAGGUGGGUAGAUGUGGUGGUGGGUAUUUUGUUGUUUGGCACGGAUAAUAGAUCUGUAGCCGCCCGUCAUGACCAUCGCAUUAAAAUCUACCACGCUUCCCUUCACCGCCCCUGUCUUCACUCUCUCGUGCCGCAUCCCAUCCGGCACCAUCAGUUCAAUGUUGCACAUGUCGGCACGGAAUGUGCUGCCUGGCCCAACGCCACCGUCUAUAUCCCUGACUUUGGUAUUCGCUACAAGUACACCACGGUAGGUAUGCGCACUCUACUCGUCCAUAUCCACGUCCUCGCCUUUCGCCUCCUCCUUCGCUUUCGGCGUCGACUUGGGCACUGACGCCUCCUUGUCG